CAGAAAGGGUUGGGAGCGGGGGAUAGCGAGGGAGGAGGAACGCGCAGGGGGGCAUUCGUUGGCGGCGGGUAUAGGUAUACGUUCGGCCCCUACGACGCGAGUGCGUAAGAUACUACGGGAGAGAACACCGAGACGGAGAAAGACGUCGCGGCGUUCGCGCGAAGGAGGGAGACAGCGAGGUAGCGGAGAGGAUAGAGGGAGAGAGAGAGAGAGAAAGAGGGAGAGGGAAGAAGAAAGAAGAAGAAGAGAGGAGGAGACCUCCACCUCGGACAUAUAUGCGGUGAGAAUUCGCGCCUCCUGUGUCAGUGCUUGACAGGCCGGCAAGCUUUUAAGAUCCAUCGGGGUUCUACAAGUCCGUCAUCUGUACCGUCGCUGCCCACACCAUCCUGCCACGAUCGUCCUCCUACAAUUGUUCUCCACGAUAAUCCGCCGAAUUUUCGUCAUCGGCGUCCUCGAACGAGGACCAAGUUUGCUGGCGCGAGAGAUUGGUACCUUCAGUAGUAGUAACCCCGUGGUGUCGGCCAAGUCAGAAUACCGGAAGUGGACGAGGAAGGAAGGACGAGGAAUCACGCGGUACGCAGCAAAGGAAGAAAGGACCCGGAUUGAUCCUGCCCGCGAAGGUCGAGGUAACCAGUUCGGAUUUGGCGCCAUGACGUCUGAAAUGCGUUUGAUUGGGAACAGGGUCUAUCACUGAAUAGUACGGGACGACGGCAGAUUGGCGCUAAAAGUUGAACAUCUCGAGGAUGCAGCCGGCCGCAUGAUUGUCCAGGACACUUCUCAUCCCGCCGAGACACUGAAGUGCCUUGUGAUUCUCUCUCGCAGUGAUUGGUGUGCGUGAGAACGGUUUUGGUGAACCCCAUAAAGUGGAGCGGACCGCUCGGAAAAGCAUACUGGCGAUUCUCUCUUUCUCUCUCUCCCCCCCCCUCUCUCUCUCUCUCUCUCUCUCUUUCUUUCCCUUUUUCUCGAUUUAAUCGCAUCUUCUUCUACGUUAUCGAGGAGACUACGAGCUUUCCACGGAAUUAGUAAAUUCGUGACGUAGGAAGGAAGAAAGCGAAACUGGAUCGUGCAGAUCGCGAUCGUGAUCGAGGCCGGUCGCCUAGUUCCGGCGGAGUACCGACUUCAGGACACGAUAAGGGGAUUACGCGGCUACUGGAAGUGGAGAACGUAUGGUUGCGUAAGUUGAGGAAGAAGCUGGCGCUGCGAGAUAAACGACGAAGAAAGAGACUUUCUUCGCGGAUGAAAGCGGAGCUACACGGAAAGAAGUAGAAGUAAUAGAAGGGCAGAGAAGAACAGGGAAGAAGAAAGAAAAGACUUUGUACAAUUGCGAGGGAGACCGUCCAACGAAAGAGGAGAAGUAAUAGGAACAGAAAGAAAAGAUAGUGUAGACAUUAUUAGGUAUCAACGAAGAACAAUUUUAUUAAGAGGAAUUAAGAGAAAUUCUAAGGUCUUCUCUCGAGGAAAGACAAGAAUUUGGCGGGAACGACGAUGCCAUUGAUCAUCUGAUCGUUCCUCUCGCGACGAAGGCCGAUCGUAGUGCUUGAUCAGACCAAGGGCGACCUUGAACAAGAUGGUCACGAGGGCGCUGCUACUACUCUCGCUGGUCCUCCUCGGUGCCUUUGACGCGCCUGGCAUCGAGAGAGCCCACGUCCGGCACUUGGCGAUGGCCGGUAACGCCUGCAACGCCUGCAGGAUGCACGAGGAGAUCCGCGCGCUUAGUUUGGAAGCUAUCAAGGAGCAGAUUCUAAAUAAACUCGGCCUGAAGCAGGCGCCGAAUAUGACGGGUCGGGCUUUGCCGAGAAUCCCGCCGAUCUCGAAGCUGAUGGACAUGUACGGGAUGCAGGGCGACCAGCCGCAGCCUGUCGAGCCUGGUAUCACGCAUCACGAGGAGAUCGACGAAUACGCCGCGAAAACGGAGAGUGUCUUCGCCUUGGCACAACCUCAUCAGAGGCUAAGGCAUUCGAAAGGCAGUUUGGACGUGUUGUACUUCAAAUUUUCCGAUAAGGUCGUUCAGCAUCGCGUUACCAGGGCAGAAUUGUCUCUGUGGAUAUGGGGCGUGAAUCAGGAAGCCGCGGAACUCGGCGAGCCGCUCGAUCUAGACAGUCAGGACUCCGGCCCGGUGACGAUCACGUUACAGAGGAUCCUUCGGGGCGCGACCGAGACAGGUGGGCCGCUGCUGGGUCCACCUCUGACCACGAAACACCCUCGACCGUUCAGCAGGCGGGGUGGCUGGAUCACGAUCGAGCUCAGACGAAUGGUGGCGGAGUGGUUCAAGCAUCCCAGAGAUAAUUUGGGAGUCGCCCUGAAGAUCACCGGGCCCGGCGGCAAUCAUCGCAGGAACUCCGUCCGACUGGUCGAGACCAAUCCCGGCGCGGAAAAUGCCCCGUAUCUCGAGGUACAGAUGCAGGAGCUCGAUUCGCGAAGGGGCUCAAGAAUCAAGAGGAACGUGGGACUCAACUGCGACGAGGCCAGCCAAGAGACCAGGUGUUGUCGGUAUAAGCUCACGGUGGACUUUGAGAAGUUCGGCUGGGAUUGGAUAAUCGCACCCAAAAAAUACGAUGCCAAUUACUGUUCGGGCGACUGUCCGAUGGCUUUCCUUCCAGCCUAUCCGAACACGCAUAUCGUCAGCCUGGCGGAACCGCCGAACAAUACCGGGCCGUGCUGCGCACCUAGGAAGCUGUCCGAAAUCACAAUGUUGUAUUUUGACAACGAGUACCAGAUCGUGUUCUCGCGGUUGCCGGGCAUGGUCGUCGAGAAAUGCGGGUGCUCAUAGUCCACCUUCGUUUCUGGCAGGACGAAAGCGACAUGGACGACGUUGAGAGUUCCGCACGGGUACCGCGACGCUCUCCCUCCGAUCAAUCUCGAUGAUCAUCGUCAUUGUCCUCGUCAAUCGUUGUCGUCGUCGUCGUUGUCGAUUGUCGUCGCCGUGUUCUCGGCGAUUUCUCAUCCGAUAGACUGAAAGUGCCUUGUUCGGAGAGUGAUUGCGUGAUGCGGAUCUCUUUGGAGCGCGAAGGAAGAAAUACUAAGUGCGCGGGUGGGCGGUGUGAUUGGUGAUUCGCGAGAGUCCCCUCGAAGACUGUGCUGGAUGCCAAGGGAAGUCCAAAGAGGGACUCGCGCCGUGUCAGCGGGAGACACCUCGACCGGUGGUCCAUGGUCCAUGGCAAGGCGGAUAGUUCCUAGAGUCACGGUAUUAUUUUUAAGACGCCGAUACGUUUGCACUAGAUCCACGAUCCUGAUUUUACGAAAUUUCUCCAAACGCAAAUUUCUGGUAAACCAAGUAGAAGUAUUUAUAACUUGUAGUUAUUGCACAAGCGUUAUAUUUGCAGAACUUUAACAUGGUUUUGUCAACAGGCAGCGUAAAACUUUGUUGAAAUUUUCAUUACUGCGCCGCGGCUCGCGAGACUAGAUAGAUUGCGAAAUGAUACAAUGCGCGGCCACUUGGCGUGCCUAAUUGUGUUCACGAAAUGCGUAAUUCUUGCUUCUUCCAUUUCUUUAUAUCGUGUGAGUAAAAUGCAUAAAAAAUGCGACGUCAAACAGAGGUCGUCGAUGAUCGGUGGAAACGUGUUGGCCAACAGAUCUCGGUGUACAGUAAAAUCGUUGUUUUUUUUUCUAAUGGUUUUUUUUCUUUCUCCCUCGUCUUUCUACAAUAUAUUAUAUAUAGAAACGUUUCUGUCACUAUGAUCGUUUUUUUUUUUUUUUAGCGAAUUGUGCGAGUGCGUGUGCGAGAGAGCGUGUCGAAUUAUGUAAAUAAAUCGUAACAGGCAAGAAUGUGGCGUUGCUUCGCUGACACUCCCACGUGUAUGGGAGGAUCCGAUGAGGAUGUUACUCGGAUAUACUGGCGGACAACCUCAGCCCUCUUAGUUCUUUUUUUUUUUUUAUUAACGCGACUACGACUCUAAGUAAGUUGUAAUUACACGGCGCCAAUAUCCGAUUAAUCGCGCUCGGAACUUUUUUAUAUCGCGGCAAUUAAAAAAUUCAUAUCCACGUCCCCGUCAUUUGUCACGGACGUAGAACGAGUGUCGAGCGUUCAUUACUAGAUAAAUAAACAAUUAUAUUCGCGCGAUAACGAAUGCGCGACGCGCGCGCCUGAUUUUCGUAGCUUUCUUCGUAACUUACGGUAUUAAUAGCUGCAUUUUAGCGCGUCGGGUCUGACGCACUCGUCCAAGAAGGGACGACGACUUUUUUUUGGAAUGUGUCCCUUCUUAUUCCACGCGUUGUACAAUCUAAAAGAGAGAUUGACAAGUGUUUUUUUUUUUAGACAAAAUUUUUCUAGGAGUACCUCGACAAGCGCUCUUAUUAGUUUUUAUAGACUCAUUAGGAUCCGUCCCUGAUCCUCGAGCAUAAUCCCUAUUAAUUAUCACGGUGACAGAGAGGAUCAGUGCCGCAAUUAUGUAUAGACGUAUCCCCUUGACGCUUGAACGAUUCCAGUUAUGUGUAGCCAAUUGAAACCAAUAUAAUUUCGAUGAAUUCCGACCUCCGCAUUCAAUCGAUGAAAAAGGUGCGUUUAACAAAUAAGGUACGAUUUCUCUGAACUCAUGUAACAUCGAGAAUUGAACUCGUCGAGAUUCUACCGGUUUCAAUCCCUCGUUGUAUAGCGAUCUUCAAAAUCCGGGAACGUACUUGAAACUUCUCGUGCUGUCAGAGCUAACACUUAACUCCACGUUUUCCCCUCGGCUUCGAGUCAAGUGCACUGUAGCUACAUUUUGUAAAAUAGUAUACGAUAUACGAUGGACUUGCGUGCACCGUCCCUGAACUUCAUGUGAUUGUAAAGGAAAAAAAACUUUACACACGCAUACAGAAACACACACACACACACACACACACACACACACACACACACACAUACACACAUGCACACACAGGCACACGAGUUUAUAAAGAAAACUUUGCGAUUUUUAUAAAGCGAUCAUUUAGAACGUAAGAAAAAGCUCCUUGAAAAAUCGAUUCUUUUAUAAUUCAGCCUCCUCCCCUCCCGUCAAGCUGUCCUUGUCUUUCUAUUUUUUUCCGGUCAUUCUUUUUUUUCUCCUUCAUAUCUAUUACACCUCCCAUUCUCAGUUUGUUUGUCUCAAUGUAUCAAUUAUUAAAAAGAUAAUGGAUUUGCUUACUCCCCCGCUCCCCAAAUAGCGAACGAGGACGGCAGAAAAAUGCAUACUUAUAUGUAUAAUGUGUACUUCCUAGGUAGGCACACAGUAUAGAUAGAAAAAUAUUUAUUCCAUGAAAUAAAUGGUUUUUCGAUGAG
This is a messenger RNA of Solenopsis invicta (red fire ant), 5236 nucleotides long. Its product is annotated as growth/differentiation factor 11. The record is from RefSeq and is a predicted model, not a curated record. The coding region runs from base 1568 to 2770 and encodes 400 amino acids. Gene Ontology annotation, biological process: SMAD protein signal transduction. Gene Ontology annotation, cellular component: extracellular region. The transcript is spliced from 3 exons. NCBI's taxonomy places the organism in Eukaryota, Metazoa, Arthropoda, Insecta, Hymenoptera, Formicidae. Gene Ontology annotation, molecular function: cytokine activity; growth factor activity.